This is a messenger RNA of Periconia digitata, 1389 nucleotides long. Lineage: Eukaryota; Fungi; Ascomycota; Dothideomycetes; Pleosporales; Periconiaceae. The record is from the annotation of a GenBank genome assembly.
CCCCACCGCCCGAUAUGUAUAGAUCCCCUGCCCGAGAUCUGCAAAUCCUCGAAUCGAAUGCAACCAGCCCCGAAAGAAGAUUACGAAAUGAAAGAAGACGGAGGAAAUGUUGACAGUCCCCUGGAAACAAAUCUACGAAAACUGCUCAAUCGUCGACGCAAAAAUUCCACUCUGCGAAACCUGACGGUCAACUCCAACAAGAUCGACUUCUCCUCCAACGACUUCCUCUCGUUAUCGAACAAUUCUGCUCUCAAGAAAACGUAUCUUGAAGAGCUUCGACGGGUUGAUUUACCGAUUGGAAGCGGAGGGUCAAGAUUGCUAGACGGGAACUCGACGUACGCAGAAAAUCUCGAAAAAGAGAUUGCCUCGUUUCACGGAGCUGAGUCGGGCCUACUUUUCAAUUCAGGGUUUGAUGCCAACGCGGGAUUCUUUGCUUGCGUGCCGCAGAUUGGCGAUGUUGUGGUUUACGACGAGUUGAUUCAUGCUAGUGUGCACGAUGGGAUGAGGCUGUCGAGAGCGGCCAAGACUGUGCCUUUUAAACAUAGUUGCGUGCAAGAUCUGAAGACUGUCUUGGAGAGAGUCUUGAAGGAAGAAAGAGACGCGAAAGGGUUGCAGGCUGGGCAGGCCCAUGUAUUCAUUGCUGUAGAAGCGGUAUACAGCAUGGAUGGCGACGUGGCGCCCCUUCAAUCUAUCGUCGAAACAGUCGAAACAAUAUUGCCUAGAGGCAAAGGCUACAUAGUUGUCGAUGAAGCACAUGCGACAGGUGUCUUGGGUUCUCAUGGCCGAGGAUUGGUCUCGCAACUUGGCCUUGAGCGCCAUAUCUUCGCUAGGCUUCACACGUUCGGAAAGGCGAUGGCCUGUAACGGCGCAAUCAUUCUUGGCUCCCAUAUUCUGAGACACUAUCUGAUCAACUACGCGCGUCCACUGAUUUACUCAACAUUCAUGUCAUAUCCCACGCUCUCCGCAAUUAGAGCCUCGUACUCGCUGCUCAAGGCUGGUAAAACAGAGUUAUUAGCAUCGAAGCUCCACUUUCUGAUCCAAUAUUUGUUCGACCAGUUCAACACCGUACAACGUCCAUCUUUUAGAGCGCUUUUGUCAUUGCCCCACGAGUGCCCCCAAAGUCCAAUCUUCUCUAUCCAACUGAAAGAGCCAAAAGAUUUAGCUAGGUUUCUACAAGAGAGAGGAAUGAUGGUAAGAGCUGUUGUACCGCCUACUGUGCCGAUAGGGACAUCGAGAGUGAGGGUAUGUUUGCACGCAGGGAAUACGACGGAGGAGAUUGAUUUGCUGUUGCGCGCUAUAGAGGAGUGGUGUGCUGGGCGUUCAGGAAUUAUUGAAACGAAUUCUCACAGCCAAUCAAAAGAAGAAGUGAUUGCGCGGGCACGAUUAUAG